This is a messenger RNA of Ochotona princeps (American pika), 1257 nucleotides long. RefSeq names its product zinc finger protein 84-like. Gene Ontology annotation, molecular function: DNA-binding transcription repressor activity, RNA polymerase II-specific. Lineage: Eukaryota; Metazoa; Chordata; Mammalia; Lagomorpha; Ochotonidae. The record is from RefSeq and is a predicted model, not a curated record. Gene Ontology annotation, biological process: negative regulation of transcription by RNA polymerase II.
AUGAGGAAAAAACCGUAUGAAUGUAGUGAGUGUGGAAAAGCAUUUUCUCAUAACUCAUACUUAAUGUUGCAUCAGAGAAUCCACACAAGGAAAAAGCAUUAUGAAUGUAAGGAGUGUGGAAACGGCUUUUCUCAUAAGCCAACCAUCAUUGCAUACCAGAGGGUCCAUACAGGGGAGAAACCUUUUGAAUGCAGUGAGUGUGGAAAUGCCUUUCCUCGUAAGUUACUCAUUUCACAUCAGAGAAUGCACACUGGAGAAAAACCUUAUGAAUGUAGUGAGUGUGGAAAAGGCUUUUCUCAUAAGUCAUACCUUAUUGCACAUCAGAGAAUCCACACCAGGGAAAAGCCUUAUCAAUGUAGUGAGUGUGGAAAAGCUUUCACUCAUAAAUCAAGCCUAACGAUGCAUCAGAAUCAGAUCCUUCAUGCUGGAGAGAGACCAUAUGAAUGCAAUGAACAGGGGAAAGCCUUUGACAAGCAAUUAUCUCUCAUUACACCUAAGAGAAUUUACAUGAAGCGGAAAACAUAUGAAUGUAGUGAGUGUGGAAAAGCCUUUACCAACCAGUCACAUUUCAUUAGACAUCAGAGAAUCCACACAGGGGAAAAACCUUAUGAAUGUAGCCAGUGUGGAAAAGCUUUUUCUCAGAAGUCAUCCCUAAUCAUGCAUCAGAGAAUCCACACAGGGGAAAAACCUUAUGAAUGUAGCCAGUGUGGAAAAGCUUUUUCUCAGAAGUCAAACCUAAUCAUGCAUCAGAGAAUCCACACAGGGGAAAAACCUCAUGAAUGUAGUGAGUGUGGAAAAGCCUUUACCAACUUGUCAGAUCUCAUUGAACAUCAGAGAAUCCACACAAGGAGGAAACCUUAUGAAUGUAAUGAGUGUGGAAAAGCUUUAUCUCACAAGUCAUCCCUAAUCAUGCAUCAGAGAAUUCACACAGGGAAAAAGCCUUAUGAAUGUAGCCAGUGUGGUAAAGUUUUUUCUCACAAGUCAAACCUAAUCAUGCAUCAGAGAAUUCACACAGGGGAAAAACCUUAUGAAUGUAGCCAGUGUGGAAAAGCCUUUACCAACUUGUCAGCUCUUAUUAGACAUUAGAGAAUUCACACAGGGGAAAAACCUUAUGAAUGUAACCAGUGUGGUAAAGCUUUUUCUCAGGAGUCACAUCUAAUCAGACAUCAGAGAUUCCACACAGGGGAGAAACCUUGUAAAUAUAGUGACUGUGGGUCUCAACACAUCAGAAAAUCCAUACAAGGAAAGCUGUUAUGA